AUGGUGAGCAGCGUCCUGUGCCGCUGCGUGGCUUCCCCGCCGCCGGACGCCGCCGCCGCCGCCUCGUCCGCCUCGUCGCCGGCGUCAGUGGACCCGUGCGGCGGCGCCGUCUGCGGGGGCCCGGACCACAGGCUGCGCCUGUGGAGCCUCUUCCAGACGCUCGACGUCAACCGCGACGGCGGCCUGUGUGUCAACGACCUGGCCGUGGGGCUGCGACGCCUGGGAUUGCACCGCACCGAGGGCGAACUCCGGAAAAUUGUGCAAGCUGGCGACAAAGACCUUGAUGGGCAGCUAGACUUUGAAGAGUUCGUCCAUUAUCUCCAAGAUCACGAGAAGAAGCUGAGGCUGGUGUUCAAGAGUCUGGACAAAAAGAAUGAUGGGCGGAUCGACUCUCAGGAGAUCGUGCAGUCCCUGCGGGACCUGGGGGUCAAGAUAUCCGAGCAGCAGGCGGAGAAAAUCCUCAAGAGCAUGGACAAGAACGGCACGAUGACCAUCGACUGGAACGAGUGGAGAGACUACCACCUCCUGCACCCCGUGGAGAACAUCCCCGAGAUCAUCCUGUACUGGAAGCAUUCCACGAUCUUCGAUGUGGGUGAGAAUCUGACCGUUCCCGACGAGUUCACGGUGGAGGAGAGGCAGACGGGAAUGUGGUGGCGACACCUCGUGGCCGGAGGCGGGGCCGGGGCCGUAUCCAGAACCUGCACGGCCCCCCUGGACAGACUCAAGGUGCUCAUGCAGGUCCACGCCUCCCGCACCAACAACAUGUGCAUCGUGGGCGGCUUCACCCAGAUGAUCCGAGAGGGGGGGGCCAGGUCACUCUGGCGGGGCAACGGCAUCAACGUCAUCAAAAUCGCCCCCGAAUCGGCCAUCAAGUUCAUGGCCUAUGAGCAGAUCAAGCGUCUCGUUGGGAGUGACCAGGAGGCUCUGAGGAUCCACGAGCGGCUUGUGGCGGGGUCCUUGGCAGGCGCCAUCGCUCAGAGCAGCAUCUACCCGAUGGAGGUUCUGAAGACCCGGAUGGCCCUGCGCAAGACAGGCCAGUACUCGGGCAUGCUGGACUGCGCCAGGAAGAUCCUGGCCAGAGAGGGCAUGGCCGCCUUCUACAAAGGCUACGUCCCCAACAUGCUGGGCAUCAUCCCCUACGCGGGCAUAGACCUGGCUGUCUACGAGACACUCAAGAACGCCUGGCUGCAGCGCUACGCAGUGAACAGCGCAGACCCAGGGGUGUUUGUGCUCCUGGCCUGUGGCACCAUGUCCAGCACCUGUGGCCAGCUGGCCAGCUAUCCUCUGGCCCUGGUCAGGACCCGGAUGCAGGCCCAAGCCUCCAUCGAGGGCGCCCCCCAGGUGACCAUGAGCAGCCUCUUCAAGCAGAUCCUGCAGACCGAGGGCGCCUUCGGCCUGUACCGGGGGCUGGCCCCCAACUUCAUGAAGGUGAUCCCGGCCGUGAGCAUCAGCUACGUGGUGUACGAGAACCUGAAGAUCACGCUGGGCGUGCAGUCCCGGUGA
Messenger RNA from Pipistrellus nathusii (Nathusius's pipistrelle), 1503 nucleotides. The record is from the annotation of a GenBank genome assembly. Lineage: Eukaryota; Metazoa; Chordata; Mammalia; Chiroptera; Vespertilionidae.